Messenger RNA from Hippopotamus amphibius kiboko, 6707 nucleotides. RefSeq names its product transmembrane protein 107 (gene TMEM107). NCBI's taxonomy places the organism in Eukaryota, Metazoa, Chordata, Mammalia, Artiodactyla, Hippopotamidae. Gene Ontology annotation, cellular component: MKS complex. The coding region runs from base 140 to 562 and encodes 140 amino acids. Gene Ontology annotation, biological process: protein localization to ciliary transition zone; non-motile cilium assembly. The transcript is spliced from 5 exons. The record is from RefSeq and is a predicted model, not a curated record.
GUGCCAGCGCGAGCGGGAAGGCGGCGUACGUCGAAUAUUUGGCUUGUAGCCUGGGAGACUUGAGGGGUGUCCCUCCCUGAGCUUGCAGCCCUAGAGACCACGGCGUCUGCUCCAGGCGGUACCUCUUCCCCUGGGGGCCAUGGGCCGGAUCUCGGGGCUCGUGCCUUCCCGCUUUCUGACGCUCCUGGCCCAUCUGGUGGUCGUCCUCACCUUAUUUUGGUCGCGGGACAGCAACAUCCAGGCCUGCCUGCCUCUCAAGUUCACCCCUGAGGAGUAUGAAAAGCAGGACAUUCAGAUGGUGGCGGCGCUCUCGGUCACCCUGGUGCUCUUUGCAGUGGAGUUGGCCGGUUUCUUCUCAGGAAUUUCCAUGUUCAACAGCACCCAGAGCCUCAUCUCCAUCGGGGCUCACUGUAGUGCAUCUGUGGCCCUAUCCUUCUUCAUAUUUGAGCGUUGGGAGUGCACCACGUACUGGUACAUUUUUGUCUUCUGCAGUGCCCUCCCAGCCAUCACCGAAAUAGCAUUAUUCAUCAGCGUCUUUGGGCUGAAAAAGAAACCUUUCUGAUACCUUCGUGACUGGAAGUAGGGAUGAAGGCUGGAGGAGCGAGGGACCACUCACUGUUCCUGGAAGAAGGAAGCCAUAGGUUUCAGCCCUCCCCCUAAAACUGCAUUUGGUGGAGGAUGUCAGUGUUAGUGUUAGGGUAAUUGUGUCUCGAGUCUGGAAUUAUCUGCGUUUUGUUUACAGUCCUUUGUAAUAAAAUAUAUUUUAGGAUCAAGGUUUAUAGGAGUUACUGGCAGUGCAGUGGUUAGGACUCUGCGCUUCCACUGAAGGAGACAUGAUCCCUGGGUUCGAUCCCUGGUCAGGGAACUAAGAUUCUGUAUGCCUCGCAGCGCGGCCAAAAAAACCCGCACAAGUUUUAUAAAAAUUUCAGGAGAAAACUGGGGUGGCCAAACUACUAUUACAGAAGCGGUACAGCCUUGCCCUCUAAGCGACUAGGUGUCGCUUUUAUUCUGAUUAUUACGGUAGGUUUCAGGCGGAAGGGGGUGGGCGGGGAUAUGUAAAUACAGUGAUGUGUAUGGGUAGGGCAUUAAGAUCGUAAGUGAGUGGAGCAUUCUGGGAGGAGUUAGCGUAUGCUUUUUGAUACCAAGUGGAAAAAUAUGCUUUAAAACAUCUGCAGAUAAAUGUAGAAACAGAAAUGGAAGAACCUAGAUAGCUGCAGGUUGCUCGGGCUAACGCGUUAUGUACUCACCCUCGCUAGUAGCGGAAUCUUUUUCCCAGAGUACGAAUUGCCGCAUAUAAUCGUGUAUCGUCAGGUAGGAUAAUCCUUACCUGUUUCUCCUUUUGGAGAACAGAAUAGAGCGUGAUGAUUGGAGUUCGCAUGAUUCGUGAUUAACGGCUCUGCGUAAUCAGGUCUUGCAACACCCUGAUUGCUCCUAUCUGAUUCUUUCUGACGAUCUUUUCUUUUAAUGUUGUUUCUACAAUUAGAUACUUGAGUAUUAUUCAUAGUGGGUGGUUUAGAUCUUGUAAUCGCAUGUUAGUGUUUUGUGUUUUUGUGCUGUUAUUUUGGUAAGUUGUUUUUUUGUUGUUGUUAUGAGUAGGUUAAUGUGUGGGGUUUUUUGGGGGUGUGUUGUUUGUUUUCAGUAGGUGCUGUUAAAGGGUUUUUGUUUUUUUAAACGAAUGUUUAUGUUUGUGAAAUGUUAGAUGUGAGGUCGUUUUUCAGUCUCCACAGCAGUAAGUGCUGGUUAGUGUUACUUUUUAAAAAUUUCACAGGAUGCAGUUGAGUGGAGGUUUUUGUGUGUCUUCUAGGUUUUUCGGAUGAUUUAGUGUCAAACUUUCUACCUCGCCAUGCGAAGGGGCAUUUGGCAAGGGAGAGACUUCCUUGGUAGUUGGACCGUCCGCUCAGAAACCUGGCAAAGCUCCUUUGUUCAGUCAGUAGUAUCUACUAGAGUCUAAACUUCUACCUUGUCACAGGAUGAGUAUUUUCAGGGUCACAUUUCCUAGGGAAGGUUCAGUGUAUGUUGGGAAGGUGUUUUUCUGUACUUUUCAGUCCAAAAUGGUGGAGCCCAGGCCAUUCUAAAUAAGCAAAAGGCAACCAAGGAGAUACUUUCCGGUGAGGCCCCUCAGGAGAUGACCACACACAGAUAGCAUUUCCCUAGUCCUGUGUCUCCUCUGGCAGCACUUCCUCUUGAGUAUUAACUCAAUGAAUACUUACUAAGCACUUACUAUACGCUGUAGUAGGUACUGAGGGAAUAGAUGUGAAUAUGACCCAUACUCGGCCUCGGCUGUCACAGAAUUAUGGGUCAUGGAGACAGAAAAAACAAACAAAAAACAAUUUCUGGUACUCUCAGAGUAAUAUAAUGGCAAAUUGUGAUAAAUGCUGCAAAGGCGACUGACAGGUGCUGUGCAGGAGGGAUUAAUUUGCCCAAGGGGCAGGAGUGUUCCUUCUACGGGAACAGUUUGAGUAAGGUCCUGACAUGUGGCUGGAGCAGAAGAGGUAGGGGAGCAGAUUGUCCGGGAGGCCAGAAAGGUGGGCAUUGUGGGCUUGAACGGGAAAGUGACAUCCCACUGCAUCCUGGUUUUCACCUCACCCAGUGGUGUGCUUUACUGAUUUCUGAAAGCUGUUUGUAUUUCAGAAACAUUAUGAACUGAUUGUUAAAAACAGCUGUUAUCAAAAAUUGAAUUAUGUAUACUUUGGAUGAAAUAAAUCAUAUUUUUAAGAGGUAAUAAAUACUCAAAACUCACUACUUCCUGGUUACUUCCUAAAUUUACUAUUAUAUGCUUUUGAGAUUGUUUGCAUUUAUCUUAUCUACAUAGUGGGAAGACUAUAAAAUGAUGUACUGCUGUGUAUCUCUUUCCAACUUAUUUAGUAACAUCGAGUUAGUUGUUUGAAAUUGGCCUAAGUGGGAGUAUUUACACCACAAAAUCGGCAAACGCUACAUAUCAGGCUUUGUUGAUUGUCUAGAUUUAAGAAAGUGACGGAGAAUAUGUUAAUAAUGCAGAUUCAAUCUUUGUGUCAUGAAUGUAACUGUUACACUGUGAAUAGCACAAAAAAUAGAGAAAAUAUUCUCCCAGGAUUUGAAAACUGUUAUCAGAUUCAGCAAAGAAGUCACUCAAGUCGUUGAGGAAUCUGUGAUGUUUCAGCAUAUCUUCCGUGUUUCCUUUUUGUCUUACUCAAAAAUGUAAAUAAAAAUAUCAACUGGGGCUUCCUAGGUGGCGCAGUGGUUAAGAAUCCGCCUGCCAGUGCAGGGGACACCGGUUCGAUCCCUGCUCCAGGAUGAUCCCACCAAAAGGAAAAAAAAAAAUAUCGACCAACAUUGAUGUUGGAACUACACUUGUACUUAGGAUAUAACUCCACUUAUGAAAUCAUGGAUAUAGAGUAGAAUUUACAAUAAAUACUGUAUAUUUUAUUAUUACACAUCCUUUAUAUCAGUAAAAUUUACAGUAAACUUAUGUACCUACAUAAAUGCAUCCUUUUUUGGGGGGAAAGUGGGUUGUUAAACAUUUACCAGCACUUUUCUUGCUCCUACAAUCCCAAGAUCGUCACCAAUGACUUCCUUGUUCCUAAAUCCAGAGGUUCCCUCUCAGACUUCAGCUUGACCUCUUUUCUUUUUCUUUUUUUUUAUUCAUUUUUUUUUUGGCUGUGUUGAGUCUUUGUUGUUGCACGUGGGCUUUCUCUAGUUGUGGUGAGUGGGGCCUACUCUUUGUUGUGGGCUUCUCUGUGUGGUGGCUUCUCUUGUUGUGGAGUACGGGCUCUAGGUGCGCGGGCUUCAGUUGUGGCGCACAGGCUUAGUUGCUCCUCGGCGUGUGGGGUCUUCCUGGACCAGGAAUAGAACCCAUGUCCCCUGCAAUUGUAGGGGGAUUCUUAACCACUGCGCCACCAGGGAAGUCCCUUGACCUCUUUUCAAUAUGUCGACCACUCUCCUCAUUUGAAAUUUGUUCUCCCUUCGUUUCUGAAAAUUAGUUUCCCUGGCUUACCUCCCGCUGUUCUGGAUGCUCCUUCUUAGACUCACCUACUGAGUAUUGAUUGAGAAACCACAGCUGGCCAGUCACUGGGGACAUAUUACUGGGUUGUCUCCUCCGCUUGCCCCUUAAAUGGUGACUACUCCUUGGGUGAUUUCUUCCACCUCUUGUCUUCAGACACCACCUAGAUGCUGCUGGUUUCCAUGCCCUGGCUCUCUUCUGUGAGCCCCAGCCUGGGGCAGAGACCAGGGGCGAGCUAUGAAGCCAAUCCUGGGUUUAACCUGCAUCCUCUCUCCUUGGCUAUGGGCUCGCCAACGGAUCACUUAACCUCUCUGUGCCUCAAUUCCUUCACCCACACUCCAGAAGUACUUACUACUAGCACUUCAACUAUCUUUCUCUUAGUCAACACCAGAGGCUUUGCCAGUCAGCAUCAAAAAUAGGUUUUCAUUUUAUUGUGAAAUUAGUGGCUUGUUAAUCAACAUCAGCCAGUCAUGAAAGAAAUACUGCUCGGUUCUACUUAUAUGAGGUACCAGGAGUAGGCUCAGAUUCACAGAGAUGGAACGGUGCUUGCCAAGGGCCCGAGGAAGAGGAAAAUGGGGAGUUGUUUAAUGGGUAGAGAGUUUCAGUUUUGCAAGAUGAAAAGAGUUCUGGAGGUUGGUUGCACAACAGUAUGAAUGUACUUAGCACUACUGAAUGGUACACUUAAAAAUGGUUGAUGGUAAGUUUUAUGUUUUGUAUUUUUUAUAAUUUAAAAGUAAAAAAAAAAUUAAAAGUCAGUGGAGAAAGGGAUUAGUGAAUAAAGUUUAUUAGAACAAUUGAGUAGCCAUUGGGGGGAAAAUAUGGAUCAAUACCUUAUACCAAUAUAAGUGGUCAAAGAUCACAGUGUGAAAAAUAAAACCAUAAAUGCACUUAAAGAAACCUUGACAUUUCUAACCUUUUUAUUUUGAAUAAUUUUAGAUCACAGAAAAGUUUCAAAAACAGUAUAAAUUUCCUGUAUACCCUUCACCCAGCUUAUCCAAAUGUUCACAUCUUGCAUAGCCAUGGUUAUGGAAACCAGGAAAUUAGUGUUGAUACAAUACUAUUAACUAGUCUACAAGGCUUAUUUGAAUUUUUCCAGUUUUCCCUUAAUGCAUUUUUUCUGAUUCAGGAUCUAACCCAGGAUUUCACAUGGCAUGUAGUUGUCACAUCUCCUUAGGCUUUUCCCAUCUGAGACAGCCCCUCGGUCUUUUUUUUUCCUUCCCUUUCAUGAUCUGUAGAGUACUGGUGAGUUAUUUUGCAGAAUGUCCCUCAGUUUGGAUUUGUCCAAUAUUUUCUUGUGAUUAGAUUGAGAUUAUGCAUUUUUGGUAAGAAUACCAUAGAAGUAAAUAGUUUGGAGUGGGGAAGACAUAAGUAUGAGGACAAAAAGUAGAAGUCAUAAAAGGCUGAUACAUUUAAAUACAUAUUUAAAAUGUUAAAAGUACGCAUGGUAAAAAAAAUAAGCAGAAGUUAAAAGAUAAAUGACAGUCUGACAGUAUUUAUAAUUCAUAUAGAAAGGGCUAAUUUUGAUACAUAAAAAUGUCCUACAACUCUAUAAGAAAAAUACCAAGAAACCAAUAAAAAUAUACAAAAAAACUGUACAGACAUUUCACAGAAAAGGAAACGUAAAGAACUCUCAGAUGUAUGGAGGUGCCUGACUUCAUUCACAGUAAGACAAAUACAAAUCAUGUUUAACUUACGUUGUCAAUGACCAAAGAGUUUCAUAGAGAGUUGAAGAGGGUAUUGGGUUUAAGUAAACAGGGCUCACUUGUUUGUUGGUGGGACUAAAAAUUGAUGACAUAUCCACCUGAGAGCAAUUUGGCAAUAUUCCAUCAAAAUCAAAAUCACAAAGACCCAUGCAUACCAUUUGACCUAGGAUUUUCACAUCUAGGAAUUAGCCCUUCAUAUUUGCACACAGGUAGAAUGGGAAUGUGUAGAUUACUCCUUGCAGCUUUGCUUGUAUUGGCAAAAGACUGGAAACAAAUGUCUGUUAAGAGGGGUUUAGUAACAUUACAUUACCAUGAAUACUGUGCAGCCAGGACAAAAGCAAACUUUAUACACGGUUAAGGAACACUCUCCAAGAUUCUUAAGUGACAAAAGCAAGUUGCAGAACAGUUCGUGUAGUUUUCUUCCAGUUGUGUAAAAAAAGUGGAAAGCUAUGUGCACAGAGCAUCUCUGGAAGGAGGCAAACUACUGGGAGGACUGGUGGCUGAGGGGUGGAAGUUGGGCCCUGGGCAAAAAGGGUGGGAGAGAGACUUUCUCCAUGUGCUCUUUCGAACUUUUGGAAUUUUGAACCACGUUCAUUAAAAACAAAAAAAAAAAAAAAAAAAAACCCACAGAAAAACUCUAACAUUUUAAAAGAUUGUGAGCCUGCAGCUCCUUUUGUUCCUUGUCUGGAAAUGAAGCUAAGGCAGAGGACAGCCGGGCUGGAAACAGAAACAGAUCCCUGAUGACGUCAUGCGAGCGCCUGGAUCCUGCUGUUUCCAGCUGCGCUCCAGUCCUGUCAGCCCUCAGAGUCUCCUUUCUGGUUUAAGCCUGUCUGAGCUGUGUUGGCAAUGUCUUUCUUUUUUUUUGGCUGCACCGUGUCUUAGUUAUGGCACGCGGGAUCUUCAUUGCAGCAUGCGGGAUCUUUAGUUACGGCAUGCGGACUUAGUUGCUGCACGCAUGUGAGAGCUGUUCCCCUGGCAGGGCUGGACCCUGAGUCCCCUGUAUUGGGAGCACAGAGUCUUACCCA